Molecule: messenger RNA, 4584 nt
Organism: Hyaloscypha bicolor E
Lineage: Eukaryota; Fungi; Ascomycota; Leotiomycetes; Helotiales; Hyaloscyphaceae
Product: phosphoribosylformylglycinamidin
Exons: 4
Coding region: 156-4238 (1360 amino acids)
Biological process (GO): 'de novo' IMP biosynthetic process
Molecular function (GO): phosphoribosylformylglycinamidine synthase activity
Source: RefSeq, a predicted model, not a curated record
ACAUUCCAGUUCAGAGGAAAAUGCACCACAUCUAAAGGUACAACAACGCGCCCGGCGUUGCUUUUGCAAUUUCAACCUUGCCCUUAUGUUUGCAGUGCCAUAUUAAUUCACUCGCUCACCAGUCUACUCGCAUUGUUCCAACAUAACCCGGAACAAUGGAGUACCUUACCCUACCAGGAGAAUCCUGCUACACGCAAGCAGAAACAGAAAAGCUUAAGAAGGCGAUUCUGGCACGAGGUGGUCCGAAAGUACUGAAUUUACAGGGCUGCUGGGUACAUUAUGUCCAUUUAGGACAGCGCGAUUCGGCUGUCCAAGAGAAAAUCAAGCAGCUCCUUCCAGAUACGACCUCUAGCCCAGACAUACUCGGAACUGCGAACACCGCACGAAGCCAAAUUUACUAUGUCACACCACGAAAUAUCUCUCCUUGGAGUUCCAAAGCUACCAGCAUUGCCCACGUCUGUGGAAUUAAGAACCAAGUCCGACGCAUCGAGCGAGGCCGUGCGAUAUCGAUUGAAUUUGAAGAACCUUUCCAAGGCGGAAACGAGAUAUUGUUCAGAGACGCGUUAUACGACAGGAUGACCGAGAACUUCGGCACAGACGAGCCGAGUCCAGGAAGGAUGUUCAUUGAGGGACAGCCAUAUCCCUUGGAACUCAUAGACUUGUUCGCGGAAGGGUCUACACCCCUGGAAAUAUUGAAGGCAUACAACACAAAACGAGGUCUGGCACUCGACGAGAACGAGAUGGAAUACCUCGUCCAGGCUUACAAGAAUCUCGGCAGACAGCCACAUGAUAUUGAGCUUUUUAUGUUUGCACAAGUCAAUUCCGAGCAUUGCAGACACAAGCAGUUCAACGCCGAUUGGAAUAUCGACGGCAUUGAUAUGGGCAAGGGCAAGAGUCUUUUCGACAUGAUCCGGAAUACGCAUAGAGAAAAUCCCCAGUUUACGGUUUCUGCAUAUUCUGACAAUGCCGCCGUAUUAGAAGGAGAAAUGGCUAGCUUCUGGGCCCCAGACUACUCAACGGGCAGCUGGAGACAGACGAAGGAAAAGGUUCAUUUCCUGGCCAAGGUCGAGACGCACAACCACCCAACUGCAAUCUCUCCAUUCCCCGGAGCAGCUACCGGAUCCGGUGGUGAAAUCAGAGAUGAGGGUGCGGUGGGGAGAGGGUCAACUCCGAAGGCCGGGCUCUGUGGAUUCUGGGUUUCGGAUCUUUUAUUACCAGACCACUCUGAGUCUCACCCGUGGGAGAUAGAUAUUGGAAAGCCAGCACACUACGCAAGCAGUCUAGAUAUUAUGCUUGAAGCGCCCAUCGGAAGUGCUAGGUUUAACAACGAGUUUGGUCGUCCUUGUUUGACUGGAUGUUUCCGAACUCUGUUGGCUGAUGUCGACGCGGGAAGUGGUGGCCACGAGUUCCGGGGUUAUCACAAACCUGUCAUGAUUGCCGGAGGUGUGGGCACGGUUCGACCCGAGCAUGCGCUCAAGAGCGGAAGAGAUGUCAAAGAAGGAGCCCAUGUUAUUGUUCUAGGAGGUCCUGCAAUGCUGAUUGGACUUGGUGGCGGAGCUGCGUCAAGUAAUGCAUCAGGCGAGGGCUCUGUUGAGCUUGACUUUGACAGUGUGCAGAGAGGCAACCCUGAAAUGCAACGACGAGCACAGAUGGUCAUCAACGCCUGUGUGGCUCUUGGCGAGAACAACCCAAUCGCUUUCAUUCAUGAUGUAGGUGCAGGAGGGCUGUCAAAUGCCUUGCCCGAGCUCGUCAAGGACGCCGGGUUUGGUGGGAAGUUCGAGCUCAGACAAGUCGAGAACGCGGACCCGAGCAUGAGUCCUUUGCAAAUUUGGUGUUGUGAAGCGCAGGAAAGAUACGUGAUGCUCGUCAACAAGGAGGGUCUCAGUAGGUUUGUCAGCAUCGCAAACCGAGAGCGGUGCGGUUUCUCAGAUGUCGGAACUGCCGUUCCCAAAGACGAGAGCGGAGUUGCUAGACUUGUCUUAACGGACAGAGAGUCGGUCGAAUAUCCUCGGCCCAUCGAUUUGCCGAUGUCCGUAUUGUUUCCGGAGGGCAAAAAGCUGAGAAACAGUGUGAAGUCGAGGAAAUUAAAACUUAAACCGUUUGAUCCGGAAAAGGCUCUCGUCGAAAGCUAUCCCAAGAAAACAGAAGACGAAUCACUGAAGCAGGCUGUUAAACGGGUCUUCGCGUUGCCCGCAGUGGGUUCAAAAUCCUUCCUCAUCACCAUUGGAGACCGCACUGUUGGAGGUAUGACAGUUAGGGAUCAGAUGGUUGGCCCAUGGCAGACUCCAGUUGCAGAUGCCGCUGUCACAAUAACGGCGCUAAACAUAGGAGAUAAAAUCAAGACUGGAGAGGCUAUGAGCAUGGGUGAAAAGCCUACACUAGCUCUUAUUUCACCUGCGGCGUCAGCUAGAAUGGCAGUAGCUGAGAGUUUGAUGAACUUGGCCGCCGCACACGUCCUUGGGGACCUCCCCCGUGUUCGAUUAUCAGCCAACUGGAUGGCGUCGAUCAAAAGCGAAGGGGAGGGUGCCGCUUUGUAUGAAGCAGUCCACGCUAUAGGCAUGGAGUUGUGUCCCCAACUUGGUAUCAGUAUACCUGUUGGAAAAGAUUCAACCUCAAUGAAGGCUUCGUGGAAGGACCAGCAAAGUGGAGAGGCUCAGAGUGUUACAGCUCCUAUGACAGUUGUAAUUUCAGCAUUUGCUCCGGUUGCCAAUGUUCGGAACACUUGGACACCUGCUCUUCGAAGACUUGAAGAUGUUGGGGAAACUAUAUUGAUGUAUGUGGAUCUUGCUGAAGGCAAGCAAGCAUUAGGAGGCUCUGCACUUGCACAAGCAUUCGGACAGCUUGGAAACGAAGCACCAGAUGUUCGAGAUUCGGACCGCAUCAUUGACUACUAUGACGCCAUUGUCCAACUCCACGAGUCUAGAAUUGUUCUGGCUUAUCACGAUAUUUCAGAUGGUGGAAUGCUUACAACAAUCGCUGAAAUGAUGUUCGCCGGUCGUUGCGGUGCAGAGAUCAUGAUUGAUUCUGUUGCGAAGAGCUCCUCACUACCCCAUAUUCUCGCGGCCCUGUUCAACGAAGAACUGGGCGGAAUCUUCCAAGUUCGGAAGUCGGAUGAAAUCAACUUCAACCGGUGUUUUGCGACCUGCGGUCCACCCAAAGGGUUGAUCAAGAAGAUUGGUCGAAUACCCGCAGUAUCGAAGCAAGAGCUCGCCAUUCGCUAUGGACAGAAGGAAAUUUUGCGUAUGGGGCGCUCUGAGAUGCAACAGCACUGGUCACGGACGUCCUACCAAAUGCAGAGUAUUCGAGACAAUAUCGAGUGCGCCGAAGAGGAAUACGAAAGCAUCAAAGAUGACCGUAAUCCCGGACUGCACUAUAAGCUAACGUUUAACCCGAAGGAUACAAUUCUCCCAUUUGCAUCAUCCAUCACAUCUGUCUUCGCCAAGGCACCUCGUGUGGCGAUCCUCAGGGAACAGGGUGUCAACGGUUACGCCGAAAUGGCAUUUGCCUUCAAGGCAGCAGGCUUCGAUGCCAUUGAUGUCCACAUGACUGACAUUAUUGGAGGCCGCACUCUCGAAGACUUCGUCGGCAUUGCCGCUUGCGGCGGUUUCUCAUACGGUGACGUCCUCGGCGCCGGCCAAGGCUGGGCCAAAUCUAUCCUCAUGCACGAAGAGAAUGCCCGUCCUACGUUCCAGAACUUCUUCGCUCGCAAAGACACCUUCGCCCUAGGCGUCUGCAAUGGCUGCCAGAUGCUCACUCGAAUUGCGGAACUCAUCCCUGGCACAAACUACUGGCCUCUCUUCCUCGAGAAUAAGAGCGAGCAAUUUGAAGCAAGAGUCUCGAUGGUCAAGAUCGAGGAUAACAAUAAGCAUCCUUCCGUUUUCUUGCACGGAAUGCAUGGCUCCUCGCUCCCUAUCGCUGUCUCGCACGGCGAAGGUCGAGCAAGCUUCAAACAUACUCAGGACCUCGAGGCUAUGAAUGAGCAUAACUUGAUUCCCAUCCGAUACACUGAUAAUCACGACAAGGUGACGGAAAAGUAUCCGUUCAACCCGAACGGUAGUCCAGAGGGGAUUGCGGCCGUCAGGAGUCUCGAUGGGAGGGUGCUCGCUAUGAUGCCGCAUCCCGAGCGAACCAUCAUGGCGGAUGUUGGGAGCUAUGUUCCAAAGGAGAAGGCAGAUCAGUGGGGUGAGUUUGGGCCGUGGGUCAGGAUGUUUAGAAGUGCAAGACGGUGGGUUGGAUGAGAGAUUCUUCGGAUUAGGGAUGGAUUUUCGGGUGGGCUUUUUGCUAAAUGAUGGUGUUUAGAGUCUACUUGCAUUUAAAGAAGGAAUGAAAUAUUAGAUUAACAGGUUGAGGCCUUUUACUACUGGUUGUGACGGUGCCUGGAUCUUUCUGCUUGGCUAGUAUUCAAGCUAGUUCCAAUAUCAAUUAUCUGGAUGCCCUGAAUGUCAGAAAUCGGACUUGGGAUCAAUCUUGUUUAGAAGAUGGGGAGGGUGUCAAGAGCAAGUAGCGACCAUGAGAUGAAAUCGGGUUUUGAGUUCAAAAAUUUACGGGCAAAACGUUCAUUUAUGAUAAUAUAACUACUUUGAG